Molecule: messenger RNA, 570 nt
Organism: Pneumocystis jirovecii RU7
Lineage: Eukaryota; Fungi; Ascomycota; Pneumocystomycetes; Pneumocystales; Pneumocystaceae
Product: retromer subunit VPS29
Exons: 3
Coding region: 1-570 (189 amino acids)
Biological process (GO): retrograde transport, endosome to Golgi; intracellular protein transport
Cellular component (GO): endosome; retromer complex
Source: RefSeq, a predicted model, not a curated record
AUGCUUAUCCUAUUAAUUGGUGAUUUGUAUAUUCCGUCGCGUGCAUUAGACAUUCCUUUGAAAUUGAAAAAGCUGUUGGUUCCAGGGAAGAUUGCACAAAUCUUAUGCACAGGAAAUCUCGUAGACCAUACAACCAUAGAUUUUCUUCAGACAGUCGCACCUAAUGUUCAUUUUGUUCGAGGCGAUUUUGAUGAUUCAGGACGAACAUGGCCUGUAUCACGAGUAAUGACUAUAGAAACUUUUCGAAUUGGGUUAAUUCAUGGACAUUCAAUAGUACCAAGACAAGACAGUGAUGCGUUACAUAUAGUUGCACGACAGUUGGAUGUAGAUGUACUUGUAUGGGGAGGGACACAUCGUUUUGAAGCAUAUGAAUGGGACGGCAAGUUAUUUAUAAAUCCAGGCAGUGCAACAGGUGCAUUACAUACAGGAUGGGGCGAUGAACCUGUUAUUCCGACGUUUGUUUUGCUAAAUCUUCAACCUACGGUCAUUGUUCUUUACGUUUACCGACUUGUUGAUGAUGAUAUUAAAGUCGAAAAGCUACAAUAUCCUCGAACUGAGGCAAAAUUUUGA